This is a messenger RNA of Brassicogethes aeneus, 2174 nucleotides long. Lineage: Eukaryota; Metazoa; Arthropoda; Insecta; Coleoptera; Nitidulidae. The record is from the annotation of a GenBank genome assembly.
CUUCAGUUCGGUCGUGUAUACGAGCGUGAGCGUUGCGUAAAAGGGCAUUUGUGAUGUCAGCGAUAUUUUGACUGUGUUUUGUUGUUGUGUUUUUUUUGACAGUUGCACUGAAUUUUGACUGUGUUUUUAUUGUAUUUGUGAGUGCGCGGAUAUACCUACCUACACAUGCAUAGGAUUUUGAUUUUUUACAACGUAAAUAGAUAGUGAGCCGCGACCGUCGCAACCAAUCAAAGAUGCUCCAAAAAGACAAUCGCACAGAUUUCGUAGUUGUGAACAGUGACUGCGCCAUUUGACAUUCCACGUAGAAGCGAUUUUAAAGUGUAUUCAGUGUUUUUCUCGGUAUUUUAAAUGAUUAUGGAGAUGACCAACGAUUCGGCGGUGAACCGUUGGUACGAUACGCCGCGAACGGGCACGUCAGCCUCCCCCGGGGGCGGGCAAGGCGUCGACAGUGGAAACUCGGAGACAAACUCCAGCGUCGCUGAGCACAUGGGCCUGUUUUUGGACCCCUCCAGGACGCAGCCCGGCCGGUAUUACCACCAGAGCAUGCAUUCGCCUUACGGAAGUGUAGCUAGUCACGCAUCAAGAAUGCCAUCGGGGCAAGUGUGCAGACCGCACUUCCACGCGCCCCUCCACCCCUGGCUGUCCGACGGCACGAAACCCUUGGCGCACUCGUCGCCGUGGGUGCCCUUCGGGGGCGCGGACCCGGACAAAUCGCAGUCGCCCAGCUCGGCGCCCGCCCAGCCGCACAACAUCUUCUCCUUCCCUCCGACGCCGCCCAAGGAUUCGACGCCCGACUCCGUGGCGCCGAGCGCCGGCGUCGAGUACCAGAGCGCCGUGGCGGCCGCCAUGGGCGCCUUCAUGCACGAGAACCAGCAGAGCUGCGCCCUCGACGUGAAGCCCAACGCCUCGAGCGGGAACAACAAGCAACGCGAAGGUAGUGACUAUGAGAACGGCGCUACGUCGAGCAUGUUUAAUGGUAACUUUGACGGCUCGUAUGGGUCUUCGUAUGGCUACGGUAUUCACGGGGCGGCCUAUUCGCCCCAGAACAAGCAACACGUUGCCGGUCAGGGCGCCCAGUCGCCCAACAAACCCAAAAUCAAAUCCAGAACCAGUGCCGAGGGUCGCGAAUGCGUGAACUGUGGCGCGACAAGCACGCCCCUAUGGAGAAGAGACGGCACUGGACACUAUCUCUGCAAUGCUUGCGGACUGUACUAUAAAAUGAACGGACAAAAUAGACCUUUAAUCAAACCAAAAAGAAGACUGAGUUUGCAAAGUGCUGCGCGAAGGGCCGGAACGAGUUGUGCAAACUGUAAAACAACGACGACAACAUUGUGGAGACGAAACCAAAACGGAGAGCCUGUGUGCAACGCAUGCGGACUUUACUAUAAACUACACAAUGUGAAUAGACCGUUGACGAUGAAGAAAGAAGGCAUCCAAACCAGGAAUCGCAAGCUCUCGUCGAAGAGCAAAAAGAAAAAAUCCGGCGGAUGCCUCUCCUUUGGCGGCAUGAUGGGAGACAUGAAGCCCCUCGACAAGGGCGGUUUCGGGAGCGGCGGGCUUUCGCUGGGCGGCAUAAUGGGCGACUCCAAGGGUGGAUUCGGGGGUGGUGGAUUCGGAUCGGGCAUGGGCGGCGGCCAUCCGCAUUUGAACGCGGCCCUGCAUCCGCACCACGCGAUGAGUCAUUGGUACCAACAUAGCGGGCACCCGCAGGGUUUCGUUUCGGGACCGCCACCGUCUGCGCCGCCUCCGACCGCCUCCUAUCAUCACCACAUGAGCUCGUUGAGCGCCGCCGGGCUUAACUUGGCUUCGAAUGGAAUGUCAAGUUGGAGGUCUGAAUACAGAGCCGAGUACACGUGAUAAACACGUGGUUAAAAGCCUUUAAAAGGAAUUAAACAUUGUAAUAAUCCUUGUAGAUAUAGUGAAUAAGAAUUGAAUAAAUAAGUGAUCACAAAUUAAAAUAUGACUGGUCAAAAUUUCUCUGUAAAUUUGUAUUUAUUGUAAGAUAUUUUGUAAAAUACAGUUGUUCAGCGUUGUGGUGACCAGUUUUGUAAAAUGUAAACUGCUCGGCAAUGAUGUAUCAUUAAAAGCGUUGAGCAGUGUAUAAUAAGUACAAAAAUCGUUUGUAAUGUAUUGUAUAUAGAUGUUAGAUUUGUUUUUAAAAGAAUUUUUUUAAU